Sabethes cyaneus is the source of this 3959-nucleotide messenger RNA. It is a transcript of the gene Np, whose product is annotated as mucin-5AC. The transcript is spliced from 13 exons. The record is from RefSeq and is a predicted model, not a curated record. The coding region runs from base 45 to 3959 and encodes 1304 amino acids. Gene Ontology annotation, biological process: proteolysis. Gene Ontology annotation, molecular function: serine-type endopeptidase activity. NCBI's taxonomy places the organism in Eukaryota, Metazoa, Arthropoda, Insecta, Diptera, Culicidae.
CCGCCGAUAAAAUACGUUGUCGUCGUUCAAGACGAGCUGUCAAGAUGUCCAGUAAGCCACGUCGAGGGACAGACAGACGGAACUAUCAGCGAUGUACCGCCUCCCGCACGACGAACGCCCUGCUGCUGACCUCACUCACAAUCUUUCUGAGCAAUCUGCUCAGUACGGCACACGGGAACCCGAUGCAUCCGUUCUCAUCGGCGUUGGCAAUCGGCCGCAACCUGCGGCAUCUGCCCUGUGUUGUGCGGAGCUCGGGCGAUGAAGGAAUCUGCAUGUUUGCCAUCGACUGCUUCAAAGCAAACGGGACCCACUUGGGAGUGUGUAUCGAUAAAAUUUUCUUUGGCUCCUGCUGCCAGGUUCAUGACGAUAGUUUGCUGUUCAACCAUGAAAUAACGGACAACAGUAUAGAUCAUAAUCACAGCUCCGGCUUGCACUUUCAGCACUUUCCACCGUCGAUGGUUGAUACUAAUAAAAAGCCACCGCUAACUGAAACCCGUCUGCCUACGACGGUGGCACCAAAAACUACGACGAAAUAUGAAUUGGUCAGCACUUCUUCAACGACCACCCACCGAACAACAACGAAGAUGACGCGUAGGAAUGCAACUACACCAACUACAACGAUAAAAGUAGAGCUUAAGGAUGACUUGCCAUCUACAACGGACUAUUGGGAAUUUUCCACAUUCCAAUAUGUUCAGAACAAUAAAAAACCUACCCACACAUUCAACAAUCGUCGUACCACCACAGAACCACCGGUUAAGACAACUACCAGAAGGCUGCCACCUAGGACUACUGCUUCAACUACCAGCACAACAACUACUACUGCCAAACCGACUGUAACUCGCAAACCUGCUCCAAGUCGAAACAACACGAGAGCUCCAGCCCCUCAACUAACCACCCAAAAGACUGUAGUUAAUACCUUAACAGAAAAUAAUAGAAAUUUUACGACUUGGUCAACUAUAACGCGCCGUCCUGUGACUACUGUAGAUACUACAACGAGUUCCUCCAGACGUCCAACCACCACUAGCUCUACUACCGUGAGACGAACGUCAAUUCCACCCAGAAGACCAUCGACGACAUCUGCUGAAUUUUCUGAAGAAACAACAAUAUCUAGUACAACAAGACGACCAACGACAGCGCCUUCAAUACUUCCCAUGACUAGACCAAUCAACAGACGAAGACCUACCAUAACGACCACUAUGGAACCAGAUACCACCAGAGCAACUAGACCAAGACCACGACCAACUUCAGCAAUUGUUACCGUACCUGCCACCUCCCUAGAUCAUCUACUGGAAGAUCUUGUAACAACACUCUAUACAGAACGAACUCCCGCUGCAAUGAAAGUAACAGAAGCAACAACCCCCACACCCACACCUACAGUUAAUCGCCGAUCUAGUACAACGACCACAACAACCACUAAACCAACUACAACUUCAACAUCCACUACCACUAAUUCUACAACUACAACAACCACUGAAAGGCCCACAACGACCCGCAGUACAACAACUAGUAGUACUACUACAAGUACUACUGUUCCUACAACAAAAACCUCCACAACUGUUCCUACGACCGCAAAAACUACAAUUAGCACAACCACUGCUAGCACUGCUUCAACGACAACAACCACUAAGCCCACAACCACUACUACCGCUAAACCCCGCACAACGACAUCCGGAAGAAUUACACCUCCAGCAGAUAUCGACUAUCCACCGGAGACAUCGCAGCUGUACAAUCUUCUGGAUGAGACAACAGCCGGUUCCGGUUUAGUUACCUGGUCAAGCAUUGUUGAUGACGUUCCUUACGAGAAACUACCAGGUAAGUCAAUGCCGGCAGGUCCCACUACCUCAAAUAGUUGGAUACUGAUUCAUACACUAACCCCCGAAGAGGUGCUUGGCACCAACGGGAAUCAAACGAAUAACCACAACUCAAGUACGCAACCAUCAUCGUCCGCUCCGUUGAUAGACCAGACGCUACCAACGUUGCCGGAGGAUAUUGCAAUACCAGUGCAUGACCCAAGUAGUAAUCUACCUCUACCUGAAGCCGCAUACAUUUACACCAUUCAUGAUGAAACUAACCAUUCGCUAAGCGAUGAGCUCAUCUCUCAUUCACAACUUGCCUCAACACCAUCACCCACCGCAGUCGUCCUUAAUUUUUCAUCUGUAGCUACCCAAAAACCCAGCAGCACCGCUGGUAGUAGUAUUUCCACCAGUAGCACUCCUUCCACUACGACAUCAAGAACGACGACAACGACGACAACCAGCACAACCACAACAACUUCAACAUCUCCACCACCGCCGCCAACAACUACAACAGUAACAGCAACAACAACUACAACUACAAAGUCAACGACUUCAAGUACUUCAUCUACUACACCAACAACAACUACUACUACUGCCAGCACCAGCUCUACUACAGAAGCGGAUCGCGAGGCAACAAGUAGUAGUGUUACCAGUAGUACCGCUCCAGAUUCAACUCCAUUGGGUAAUCAUACCGAAGCAACCAAAACUCCCGAACCAACCACAAGGCCUACAACACCAUCGACAACAACCAAAACAACAGCCCCAAUGACUACUGCCGCAACCAGCGAGCAAACAAGCACUAGCACAACUAGCUCAACAAACGCGCCAGAAAUUCUAAUCGAAAUUAUCGAUCCGGUAACCUCCUCUCCGAAGGAGCCAACGACGGUGCAGACCGCUCCGUGGGAACAAUCCACUACCGCCGAAUCGGUGACCGACUUCGUUACCGAGGACGGAAGUUUUGAAGAAGGCAGCGGCAGUGAAGAAGAAUCCGGUGAGGAGGGAAGCUCCAGCUUCGAAAGCUACGAAUCCACCGCGGAGUCCGUCAGCUCCACGCCGGUUCUACUACCGGUGACGGACGAUGUUUUCAAUACGAGCGUUUCGUCCGAACCACCAGGAACGAUGACUUCUACGGGUUCUACGACCGAAAGUAGCACCGGUGCUGAAAGCACCAGUUCUACCGGUUCAACAACUCCGUUGAACAUUACCAGUUCACUGCAAUCGAUUGCUUCCAUGUUUAAUAUUUCCACCAGCACCGGAAUGCCGAUCCGGUUUCCGGAGGACAACAGCACCGAAGUUAGUAGUAGUAGUAGUAGUAGCACUACCGAUGGUGUUACGUUGUCCCCCGAUUUUCUAACCACUUCGGCGAUUCCGACAUUGGAAGGCGUGGAUUAUCGUACUGUGUGUGGCAAGCGAAUGUUUCCUGAGCCUCGGAUCGUCGGCGGAGCUAAGGCAUCCUUUGGCCGGUGGCCAUGGCAGAUUUCCCUGCGACAGUGGCGAACCUCGACCUACCUGCACAAAUGCGGAGCCGCUCUGCUGAACGAGAACUGGGCCAUCACGGCAGCUCACUGCGUGGAUAACGUUCCACCGUCGGAUCUACUGCUACGUCUUGGCGAGUACGACCUGGCACUGGAAGAGGAACCCUAUGGCUAUCAGGAACGGCGGGUGCAGAUUGUGGCAUCCCAUCCUCAGUUCGAUCCCCGUACGUUCGAGUACGAUCUAGCGUUGCUAAGAUUCUACGAACCAGUGAUAUUCCAGCCAAAUAUUAUUCCAGUUUGCGUUCCCGAUGGGGAUGAGAACUUUAUCGGUCGGACAGCGUUCGUAACCGGCUGGGGGCGAUUGUACGAAGAUGGUCCACUGCCAAGCGUCCUACAAGAGGUAACGGUUCCUGUGAUCGAGAAUAAAAUCUGCGAAACAAUGUACCGAAGUGCCGGUUAUAUUGAACACAUACCACACAUAUUCAUCUGUGCUGGAUGGAAAAAGGGAGGAUACGACUCCUGUGAAGGCGAUUCCGGAGGUCCAAUGGUGAUUCAGCGGCAAGACAAACGCUUCCUGCUGGCCGGAGUCAUCUCCUGGGGUAUCGGUUGUGCAGAGGCCAAUCAGCCCGGGGUGUACACGAGGAUAUCGGAGUUCAGGGACUGGAUCAACCAGAUUCUGCAGUUCUGA